This is a messenger RNA of Zeugodacus cucurbitae (melon fly), 3377 nucleotides long. RefSeq names its product long-chain-fatty-acid--CoA ligase 5. Gene Ontology annotation, biological process: long-chain fatty acid metabolic process. Gene Ontology annotation, cellular component: endoplasmic reticulum; membrane. The record is from RefSeq and is a predicted model, not a curated record. Gene Ontology annotation, molecular function: long-chain fatty acid-CoA ligase activity. NCBI's taxonomy places the organism in Eukaryota, Metazoa, Arthropoda, Insecta, Diptera, Tephritidae. Bases 599 to 2722 code for a protein of 707 amino acids. The transcript is spliced from 11 exons.
CUUGUACUAUAUCAAACGAAUUGAAUAACAACAUAUGAUCGGGUCGUGUCAGUUACAAUACGAGCGUUAUUUUCGUAACUCCUGUCGUCGCACGGCUGUCGUUUUGUAUUACCGUCUUAUAAGUCUGUCUGAAGAGGGCAGGCGACUCACACGUGUUUGUUUAGACUGUGAAUCACUUUGAGGCGAAAGAAAGCACCUGCUUUCUGAAGAAAAAAAAAAUCCAAAUUUUUUUAAACUUUUAAAAAGAAUUUGAAUAGAAGUGUUGGCGGGUUAUAAGUGAGCAAUCAGCAUAAAACGAACAAAAAAUUUAGUAAAUAUUUGAAUAAUUACGAUAUUUGGAAAAAUCGAUACUUUUCUUCGCUAACGUAAACAUUACCGUGUACGAAUCCGCAGUCGUUAGUUUAUAACCGGUAUCAUCAUACUUGUAUACUUAAGGCGCUAUCAAAAUCUACAUGCAAUUAUCUAGUAGACGUUGAAUUGAUAGAGAAAUAGCCAUUUAGGUGGAUACUCGACGGUGUAGUUAUAUAAUAAACACUCGACACAAACUUCGAAGAAAUUUUGAAUAAAUCUUACGAUAUCCUUGGAUAGUUCAGCAAAGAUGUCGGUCAUGACGCCGGAGAAAUCAAUUUUAGCAUAUUUCAAUCACUUCAUAGUGAGCAACUUUUCAUAUUUACUUGAUGAGAUUGACGGAUAUUUGUAUUACUUCGGCGGUACGGCGGGUGUUAUCACAUUAACUGGCAUUGCAGCAGCGGCAACCUAUUAUUUAAAAUCCCGCCCCAUACCGGAAAAGCCGUUAGUGCCUCUGGAUAAUCAGGCGCCGAUCUUGGAGGGUCCUGAUCACAUACACGUUUCGAAAUUCUAUAAAGAAGCGAAGAAUGGCAAAUUCAUCAGUUACAUUACCGAGAACGUGCGAACGCUGUAUCAGACAUUUCGCGAAGGUGCCUACUCCUCGAACAAUGGACCGUGUUUGGGUUGGCGUGAGACUCUCACAUCACCAUAUCAGUGGAUCAAUUACGAUGAAGCGUUGUUACGCGCCAAGAAUUUCGGCGCCGGUAUGAUUGCUCUAGGUGCGCGUCCCAAACAAUUGGUUGGCAUUUACUCGCAAAACCGUCCCGAGUGGAUUUUAUACGAGCAGGGUUGUUACAGUUUCUCUUUGGUUGUUGUGCCGUUGUACGAUACGCUCGGACCGGAAGCGUGUGCGUUCAUCAUGCGCCAAACGGAAAUGUCAUUGGUUGUAGUUGAAGACGAUGCCAAGGCAUUGAUGUUGUUGGAGAAAGCGCCACCCACGCUGAAGAUCAUAGUCGCCAUCAAACCAAUACGACAACACACGUUGGAUCGUGCCCGGAGCCGUGGCAUACAGAUCUUCUCAUUCAUCGAUGUGGAGAAAUUGGGUGCCAAGGGCAAUCAUCCGGAAGUGCCACCGGUGUCCGAAGAUUUGUGUACCGUUUGCUACACAUCCGGCACUACAGGUAAUCCAAAAGGUGUGAUGCUCACGCACGGCAAUGUUGUUGCAGGUGUAUGCGCGGUGAUUUUGCAAAUGGGCGAACACCGUAUCCGAGCCGGCGAUGUAAUGAUAUCGUUCUUGCCGCUGGCGCAUAUGUUUGAACGUUGCUGUGAGAAUGGCAUCUACUAUGUGGGUGGAUGUGUGGGCUUCUACUCGGGCGACAUUAAGGAGCUGACUAACGAUUUGAAAAUGUUGAAACCAACCGUAAUGCCAGCGGUGCCGCGUUUACUAAAUCGGGUCUAUGAUAAAAUCCAAAAUGAGAUUGCCUCUUCGGCAAUCAAACGCACUUUAUUCAAUAUGGCGCUCAAGGCCAAGGAGAAAGAACUCGCACGCGGUAUUAUGCGUCGCAAUGGCUGUUGGGACAAGUUGGUCUUCAAGAAAGUUCAUCAAGCUUUUGGCGGCAAUCUGCGUCUGAUGGUUGUAGGUUCUGCGCCUCUGGCCGGCAACGUGUUGACUUUCAUGCGCUGCGCACUUGGUUGCUUAGUGUUGGAGGGUUACGGCCAAACCGAAUGUACCGGCGCCAUUUCGUUAACCGUACAGGGUGACUACGUGCCGAAUCAUGUGGGUCCACCGGUCUCCUGCAACGCCGUCAAACUUGUGGAUGUGCCGGAAAUGGAGUAUUUCGCCAGUCAAAAUACUGGAGAGGUAUGCGUUCGAGGUUCUAAUGUAUUCCAUGGUUAUUAUAAAGAUCCAGAGAAGACUGCCGAGGCAGUCGAUUCCGAAGGCUGGCAUCAUACGGGCGAUGUUGGCACAUGGCUACCGAACGGUACUUUGCGAAUAAUCGAUCGUCGCAAGCAUAUUUUCAAACUUAGCCAAGGUGAAUACAUCGUUCCAGAGAAAAUUGAAAAUAUCUACACGCUGAGUCAAUAUGUAAAUCAGGUGUAUGUCUACGGCGAGAGUCUUAAGAGCUGCAUUAUUGCCGUCGUUGUGCCUGAUGUGGAUGUUCUGAAGCAAUGGGCCAUCGACAAUCGUGUAAAGGGCACACUCUCUGUGCUUUGCAAUAAUCCACAGGUGAAAGAGCUAAUUAUGAGCGAUAUGCUGAAAUGGGGAAAACAGAGUGGCUUGAAAUCAUUUGAACAGGUGAAAGACAUUUAUUUACAUCCCGAUCCGUUUUCGGUACAAAAUGGCUUACUAACGCCGACUUUUAAAGCGAAACGGCCACAAUUGAAGAGCUACUUCAAGCCGCAGCUGGAUGAUAUGUACAAACAUUUAGAUUAGAGUCGAAAUAUAAUAGCAAACCGUUUUCUAAAAGCAUUGAGCUAAAGCUUAUCCGUGGAUAAUUUUGGAUUCGAACAAAGAAAGCACUGAUAGCCAAUUAAAGCACUGCAGGGAAUAAUGAACCAUAUCUGCAAUAUGAUAUUCCUACUCGAAAAAUGCAAUUCAAGAAUAAAAAGCUAAAAAGCAAAGUUUCACAAAAUUAAAAAAAAAAACGGAAAUUUAACUUCGAGGGGGAAAUUUAAUCAAAAAGCAAUUGCAAAAUACUUAACCAGAUAGCAAUUACCACUUAAUAUGUAACAGCUUAGCUGCAACUGAUUAUGUAUGAAACGUAGUCAAUUUACCUAAACUUAUUUAAAGAACAGAAAGUAAAAAUUAAUUUAAACUCCAGCAUAAAAAAAAAAUUCUGUAUUUAUACAUACAUAGCGCCCUUAACCAAUUAAAACGAAAUAAUACAAUUACAAUUACUUACGUAUUUGAGUAAACCAAAUAGCGGACACCUAUAAGUAUCUUAUAUUCGGAGGAUAACUUUAGGAUUCUAACGAAAAAUGCGAUCAAUUCAAAUAAUAAAUGAAAAUAUUUAGUUUAUUGUAGACUUGAAAUAUAUAAAAUGUACUAACAUAUUAAUUUCGAAUAAAAAUUACCGAUAAUUACUAUA